UGGGAGUAUGAGUUCUUGAUAAUCCUUACAGCCAUUUUAACACUUUUCCAUUUAUUAAUUCAGGUGAGCCCAAGCACCCCAAACCAGACAACCUCAUGGAAAGUUGAACAUUUUCCGGGAUGGGCAACUGCGUAUGGCGAGGGUUCACAGGGGACUGCCAAGCCAUAAAGGUGGUAACAGCCAGUGGCGGAAUAAUGGAACUGUACGGUCCCAUCACCGCCGAGUGCAUCACAAAUGAGUUCCCCGGCCAUGCCCUGUUUCGCCGACACAUCCUCUGCCAACCUCUCCUUCACAGUGAGGAGCUCAUUGGAGGAGAACUUUACUACCUCCUUCCCCUCGAUCGCCAGAAUGGUGGAGCCUCCAGAGCAGAGAAUCCUGCAGACGGUGACGUGCCUUCGGAAAACGUUUCUGGCGCACCAUAUAGGAUGUCUUUCGAUAGCCAUGGAUUGGAUAUGCUACCAAGGGUGUCAAGUCAUGUGCUGAGUAGGUGGAGAAGGCCAGGGAUGGAGGUGUUUCCGGUUUCUCAGACCACCGGAAUAUGGAAGGUCCGACUCGUUAUCAGUCCCGAGCAAUUGUCGGAGAUCUUAUCCGAGGAGUCGCACACUGAGGCACUGAUUGAGAGUGUGAGGACGGUGGCAAAGUGCGGGAGUGGGUUCCCUUCUGCUGCGAAUUCCGACCAGUGGAGUCUGUCCAGCAGCUGGAAGCAGGCGUCGGCCGAGAAUUUAGUUUGAGCGUGGAAGUUUGUAGGGUUUUAUCGUGUAAAUCUUCAAAUUUAAUGCGUAGAAUGCUUCUUCUUUCCCAUAUAUUCAAAGAAGGUUUUGUUUGUCGUAUCA
Molecule: messenger RNA, 833 nt
Organism: Amborella trichopoda
Lineage: Eukaryota; Viridiplantae; Streptophyta; Magnoliopsida; Amborellales; Amborellaceae
Source: RefSeq, a predicted model, not a curated record